Xenopus tropicalis (tropical clawed frog) is the source of this 1595-nucleotide messenger RNA. It is a transcript of the gene cox18, whose product is annotated as cytochrome c oxidase assembly factor COX18. Gene Ontology annotation, biological process: establishment of protein localization to membrane. Gene Ontology annotation, molecular function: membrane insertase activity. Gene Ontology annotation, cellular component: membrane. The record is from RefSeq and is marked provisional. NCBI's taxonomy places the organism in Eukaryota, Metazoa, Chordata, Amphibia, Anura, Pipidae.
GUAUGAAGUGCUUUUGUUUAGUAAAAAACAAAGUUUUUUCUGUUACAGAAGUAUUAAGUUAUUCCAAAUUACUUAGCCAAGUGGGAAACGGAAAUUGGUGAUGUCUCACAAGUUAAAUGAUCUAAAUGUUAUGUAGUGUCUGACAAAACCACUUUUGCGAGCAAGACCUGGUCAAGAACCAAUAUUCUUUUUGAAAAGGUUGACGCCUUUUUUUCAACAUCGUCAGUAAAGCUAUACAUUUGCAAUUUGUUUCUUUUAGUUUUCCAACAAUGCUUUGUGGGCUUUUGAGAAAGCAGACCAUUUGGCUGAGGGGCAAUGGAUUGCGAACUUGUCAAAUCAGCCCCAUGACACGAUGUCUGUCAGGAAUCGUUGGUGGAAGUCACCAUCUUCACAAUUAUGAUCAAGGAUGGAGGUCUCAGGAAAAUCUCUCAGUUUGUUUUAAGCCUUAUAGAUGCUCCAUUGUUCCAUUGUGCAGUCUAUUUGUUUCAGGAUCUUCUCAAAGCAGGACAGUGUACUCUUCCGCUUGCUUGUCUGCAGCAUCUACAGGCAACACAGGUAGUGCUUUUGGCUGGUAUGAAAGUUUGGCAGACACUGCUCCUGUUAACCUUGCAGAGAGCCUGCUGAUUUCCCUUCAUGAAACCUCAGGGAUGCCAUGGUGGGCAAAUAUCGUCUGUGCUACCGUUGCUCUCAGAACAACCGUCACUCUCCCUUUAUCAGUGUAUCAGAUGUACAUACUAGCAAAGGUGGAGAACUUGCAACCAGAGAUUGAUGCAUUAGCUAAGCAACUUCGCUAUGAAGUAUCUGUAUAUGGGAAGCAACAUGGUUGGACUGAUAAAGUUGCCAGAUUCCAGUUCCGAAAGAACUUGAGAAGGAUUAUCUCAGGACUGUACGUGAGAGACAAUUGCCACCCUUUCAAAGCCAGUCUGCUGAUUUGGAUCCAAAUUCCAAUGUGGAUCUUUGUUUCUAUUGCUCUGAGAAAUAUCAGUCUGAAUAGAGCAGACAGUGCAACAGGGGAUGCUGUUCAAAAGCAGCUUACAGAAGGUGGAUUACUCUGGUUUCCCGAUUUAACUAUGCCAGAUUCUACAUGGAUUCUUCCAGUAACUUUGGGGCUACUCAAUUUAUUGAUAGUGGAGAUAUUUGCCCUACGCAAAAUUGAACUAUCAAGAUUUCAGAAGAUUAUAACAAAUUUUAUCCGAGCAGUAUCUAUUGCAAUGAUCCCUAUUGCCAGCACUGUUCCAUCAUCUAUGGCUCUCUACUGGGUCACCUCGAGCUGUGUGGGCUUGGCACACAAUCUGCUGCUACGAUCUCCGGCUCUGCGCAGGGUGUUCAGAAUUCCAAGGUCCAAGUCUGACUCUGACACUCCCUACAAAGACAUACUCUCUGCCUUUGUACUUAAAUACUUUCCAAAGAAAUGAUGUGUAUGUGCUUUUAUCAUUUAGUGUAAAUACUACUAUAAUAUACUAUUUAUAUACUGUUUUGUUUUCUAAGCAAUAUCAAUUGGGGGAAAGGCAAGAUAAUGUGUCCUAUGUUCUAAAUAUAAUAUCAUUGUCCUUGGGUUUUUUUUUUAAUUUUCUGGAUAAUAAAUUAUUCGCCUU